UACAAGUAUUGUAGAAACAUAAGCAAUAUAUGUUCCAGAUGGUUAUAUGUGCAUCAAUAGAAAUUUUUACAAAUGAUUGUCAGGGUUAUAAGCAACAUAUUCUGAUGGGUGAAAACAAUACAAAUUGCUCAAGCAUUUAUUAAAGCAUCAAUUAUUUAUUAAUUGAACCUUUAUUAUAAAGUAUGACCAAAAUGAGAGGUGAGAAUGGAGUCUGGAAGUCUGUGGUACCAUUACAAUUACCAAUGGUUCAGAGGAGGUAUAAGUCAAAUACGAGAGUAUCACCAUCAUCAACAACAGCGACAACAGUGGACAGUCCUUUUGUUGGUAGAGUCAGAGGCCCAAGCUGCCCACUAGAAGUUAGGUCCUUCCUUUAAAAUGUCUCAAAGCAGACAUCUAAAAACAGAGACACCCCCAAAUCAAUAGUCUCUUUUGAAAAUAUAGGCCAGGACUCUUGGGUGCUGUUUCAGGCUCAGGGUGAGGAGUGUGUUCUAGUAGCUCAGAAAAAGUAACUGAAAAUCUGGAUGCCCGGGUUCUGUUUCCAGCUCUGGUAGGUGAAUGGUUGCCCAUAUCUGUCUAAUGCCCUGAGCCGACAACAUGCUGAGGGUUCCCAGCUCUCAUUGAGAGUUAAAUGUUCACUACACCAUAUAAAUUGUGUUCAGAAUCCUGAUAUAUACGUGACUGCUCAGUUUGUUGUCUGUCAGCAAUGACCUGCAUCUAACAAAAUCACCUGUGUAUUUUUUUGUUUCCGCUUUAUGGUUUCAUGUGUUUUGGUAGGUACACCACCUGGCCCCAAUGGUGAAGAGAGAUCAAACCAAUGUGAAGGAAUUUAUUCUGCUUGGGUUCCCUGGCUCUCGUUAUUUGCAGAUCUCACUCUUCAUGCUAUUCUCGUUCAUGUACCUCCUGACACUCACAGGAAACAUCACCAUCAUAUCCUUAGUGGGGACCCACCGUCGCCUCCGCACUCCUAUGUACUACUUUCUCUGCAAUCUCUCCUUCCUGGAGAUCUGGUACACCACAGCUACCAUCCUCAAGACUCUUACCAAUCUCAUGUCCCAAAGCAAAACCAUCUCCUUCCUUAGCUGCCUCCUGCAGAUGUACUUUGUUUUCUCCCUAGGCUGCACUGAAUUUCUACUCCUGGCUGUCAUGGCCUAUGAUCACUAUUUGGCCAUAUGCCACCCAUUGCGCUAUAGCUCCAUCAUGAACAGCACCUUGUUCAUUCAGUUGGCCAUUGCCUCAUGGGUAGGUGGCUUCCUGACUAUUUCUGUGCCAGCAUUUCUGAUCACCAGGUUGUCCUUCUGUGGCCCUACGGUCAUCAACCAUUUCUUCUGUGACAUAGAUUCUUGGAUAGAGCUCUCCUGCACAGACACGAGCCUUUUUGAGAUGGUGUACAUUUCUAGGUGCUUUAUUGUCAUCCUGGGCUCCUGUGCAGUCACCCUGAUCUCUUACAUUUACAUCAUCUCCACCAUCCUGAGAAUCCCAUCUGCCCAAGGCUGGAAAAGGACCUUUUCCACUUGCUCUGCCCAUCUCACCGUUGUGGUUAUAGUGUACGGCUGCUCCAUCUUCCUGUACGUCAAGACUUCUAAACAGAACUCACUAGACAUGAGCAAAAAUGUCUCUGUCUUCAAUACUAUUGUGACACCAUUGCUUAACCCUUUCAUUUACACUCUAAGGAAUAAAGACGUCAAGGAAAUCAUGAGAAAGGCUUUUCAUAGGACAUGACGUUAUUGUCUAAUGGCCUGGAUAGCACUGAUUUAGUCAGGCAGCGAGGGGAAAUCAAGUGAACCAUCAAAACAUAUGAAUAUUAAAUAAAUCAUUUUUGGUAUCUAAAUAUAAUCAAAUAAAAAUAAUGCAGAAUUUGGCCCAGAAUUUGGAAACUAUGUUACCGGGACUGAGUCUCAUUUACAAUAAGGCAACUUUGAAUUCUUUUGGCAGUGUAAAUGGACCUUAAAAUGGGUGUGACUGUAGUUCACAAGGUCUGAAAGACCCUUUUAAACUGCUGGAAUGAUGGAAAGGGGGGGUUAUUUUCAGUGUUCAUCAAGUCCUCAUUGUUUGUGUAUAUAAACUAGCCUGAUAUGAUAUAUUUCUCCAUUUUACCCAGAUACUUGCUUCUGACAUUUAGCACUCUAGUACUUUUGAUGUAGCUCCACAAGCAUUGACAUCACUUUUCUUACAAUCCAGAAAAUGUUGAUAAGACUCUCUGAAAACUUUUAGAAGACUUGGAUGUGACUGGAAAGCUGUGAUAAUACUUUGUCACAUCUGUCAACACAAUGAUGCAAAUUACACAGCUUCUUAUUAUCUUUCACAUGAUUUGACAUAUAUCUAGCUCUAUUACAACAUUUUGACAAGGCUCUAUGGUCCAGAAGCCAAAGGUAUUUAGGUGCUAAAAUCAGGCUCAGCCUUUCCAGGAAUUAGGCAUCAAAACCUGAUUCAGUUUUGAUGGGAUUUGUGGGCCUAACUCUUAGCAAUUUAACACCUUUAACAAUUGCAACCUAAACAACAAUAAAAUAUAAUCAUGGAUCUAGGUGUGGAUAUUUUGACAUGUGAUGUUGACAAUUUGUAUUAUAACAGCUCAUAAAGCUUAACUUUUUUAAUCUGAAUGUCUACUGCCAGUAAAUAAUUGC
Messenger RNA from Gopherus evgoodei (Goodes thornscrub tortoise), 2621 nucleotides. RefSeq names its product olfactory receptor 287-like. Gene Ontology annotation, biological process: G protein-coupled receptor signaling pathway. Gene Ontology annotation, molecular function: olfactory receptor activity; G protein-coupled receptor activity. The transcript has a single exon. Lineage: Eukaryota; Metazoa; Chordata; Testudines; Testudinidae. The record is from RefSeq and is a predicted model, not a curated record. The coding region runs from base 793 to 1719 and encodes 308 amino acids. Gene Ontology annotation, cellular component: membrane.